Molecule: messenger RNA, 1736 nt
Organism: Vitrella brassicaformis
Lineage: Eukaryota; Vitrellaceae
Source: the annotation of a GenBank genome assembly
CAGCAUCUCAGUCGUUUAUGUGUGUCAUUCCUUCACAAGCGAUUUGUCUGUACAUCAACCAUGGCCACACACCAUCCAUCUAUCCAUCCAUCAGCAUUGGUGCUUUAAGCCACGCCAGCAAGGGCCACGCCGUGCGCACCAAGCAACACAUCACGCCGUCACGCUAUGUGUCGCAACUCACUCAUCGACAGAUAUCCCCACAUCACAUCAGCAGCCAGCCAGACGGCCAGUCAGCCAGUCAGCCAGCUACGUCAAGCCCUCCCGAUAGAUGCGCUAUGAUCGAUCUCCCACUCCUCUUGUCAUCUGGACUAAUCCGCCUCACUGCCAAGCCAACAGAGUAUUGCGUCACCUACAGGCAUCAACAUAGCACACCCCCCAAUCCUCGCGACAACAUAGACUCACUCAACUAAUCCCCACUCAUCAAGGCCUCCAAGUGUGCACCGAUAGCCCGAUGAUGCUCCUCCUCAUCUAUGUUCUGGUCCCUAUCUGUUUGUAUCCGCAUCAGCUCCUCAUCUACAUCUACCUUCCUCUUGAACUGCCACUCACCUAAAUACUCGACCAAAAAGUUGGCCAUUUCAUGAAUAUCCAUGUCCUGGCUCGCCAAAAACCGACACGACUUCUGAACUGUCUUCGUUCCGCCUUCUGCGAAUUGCAUUAUCAUCGCCCUCUUCCCAUUGCAUAGGACACCGACAGCGUCAUCGUAGCUGAACUCCUCCGGAGGAGUCUUCCAGCUCCGCACAAGGAGCAUCUCACCCCGCAGCUGUCUGGCAUGCGCUGACAGAUCUAAACAGUCCGCACGUUUUGCCUGGACGAUAAUAGCGCCACUCCGACAGAAGAACGGGGGGCCUGCGGUUUCCGCGCCAUCAGGCAGAAUGCAAAGAUCCCCAGGAGUCCCUCUUAAAAACACCCUGCCGUAUCUGGUUGUCGGGACCCGAACCGCGCUGGUGCCAACCUUGUUGUGUGCCGAGGCGACCGUCAGCUUGUCAUUCCUCACUUUGUUGGCCUCCUCCACGACCUUCGGCAACACCUUACUCAGCAGGUGGGCGGUCACCGGCUCUUGUUGCACCCGAGAGCCGGUGUAGGGAGGACAGGAAGUGGCGUUGAACGGGUGUGACGAGGGGGUGAUGCGCUUGUAUUCCGGAAUAAACGGGAUGUCACCGAUGGCAUUAAGCUGAGAUACUGGCACAGUCUUGCGUUCGUCGUCAUCGUCGGUGUCUGCAGGACGCUUUACGAUACCUGAGAAGUGCACACACAAAUUCACACACAAAUUCACGCACCGCCCACACCCCCACAGAUACAGGCCCUCAGACUCAGAGCGAGUGGUUUUCUUCUCGAAGAAACGCUCACUUCUGCGCCAUCGUAUUGGUGUGUGUUCGUGCUGUCCGAGCGUGUUGAAAGUGGCGGCGACUGUGGCUGUCUGUGGGGGGAGAAAAUCCGUGCCGCCCUUGUUCAGCAGCACAAUCACAUGGUGGCUAGGCAGCUGCCACUCCACUCGAAUCGCCUCCAACAGAUCAACGAUAUCUCUGACGGGACGUGGGAUUCCUCGAGCUACGUCAUGCUCGUGGUGCGGACCGUGCGGUUUGCCGUCUUCAUCGACCUCUUGAACCCACAACGGACUCGAAAAACCCAAGAGUCUCCAUAAGCACCUCAUUACUCAGCAACUAUAGAUGCGCUCGAUGUGGUGCGAUGAGGGAGUGCACUUGUGAGCCUCUCUGCUGCAGAUAUCUGCUCGCUCU